Molecule: messenger RNA, 2865 nt
Organism: Hydractinia symbiolongicarpus
Lineage: Eukaryota; Metazoa; Cnidaria; Hydrozoa; Anthoathecata; Hydractiniidae
Product: spartin-like
Exons: 14
Coding region: 190-1926 (578 amino acids)
Biological process (GO): cell division
Cellular component (GO): plasma membrane
Source: RefSeq, a predicted model, not a curated record
UUUUUAUUGCAAAUUAUUUAAAUAAAUAUGAAGUUAUUUGUUCUUGCUAUGGUAUCAAUUUUUAAGGGAGGCAAGCUUUAAAAAUAUUUUAAAGAACUGUCAUUAAACUAUUGUUAGUUAGUGUCUCCUGAGGUUAAAAGUCUUAUUGGUUGUCACUUUUUAUUGCAUUAGAAAUUAAAGAAAUGAAAUAUGGAAUGUGUUGCAUUAAAAACAAACUGCGAUUCUCAUGUAACAGCUGGUGAAACAAACUUAACAAUACUCAAGAAGUAUUACAAAGAAGCAUUUAAAUUUAUAAACGAAGGUUUAAAUCUUGAAGAUAAAGGUAAAAAUAGGGAAGCAGUCCUAUGUUACAAAAAAGGUUUAAGAUCCCUUACUGGUGCAAAAACACUUCCUAAUGGAGAGACUGGUUUGACUGAAGAUGAAGCCAACACAUACAAAGAGAUUCUUGCUAAGAUCACCAGAGCACAGAAGGAAGUUCUUCUCCGAUUAGAAACUUUGGGUGAUGGAGAGUCCUCAGAAAAUCAAUCAUUAAACAAUAUAGAAACUUUAAAAUCACAAUCAGACACUGUCAUGCCAUCAGCACCACCCUUGUAUCCUGAAAUUCCAUUGCCAAGUACAAAAACUAAGGAGGUUUCAAAUACAAACCAAGUGAACGGUCAUCAUGAAACAAAAAACGCAAUACAAAAAGAUGAAUCAAGUAUGAACGAUACUUGGCAGGAUGUAAAAGAACUUCUUAAAAUUGAAGAAGGUGUUCGUUUGUUUCAUGUGGAUGAUAAAGGUGACGUCAGUACAUGGGUAUCUCCUUGUGUGUUAAAUGUUUUUCAAAUCAUAAAAGAAAGUUUAGAAAACAUAUCUCCUGCAGCCUUUAUGAAAUGUGGUGAAUGGGUCUAUCCAAUGGAACCUGGAAAGUCACCAGUCUUAAGAACCACACCUAGAACAUAUAUGUUUCCUGAUGUCAGUAUAGAAGAGAAAAAAGAUGUAUCACAGAUGCCCUGCGUUGGUGUUGUAUUGUCUGAGUUUGUUCCUGAUGCAGUUGUAAAAAGAUUUGAGCGCAUUCUGUCGUGUUACUGUGACUUUCGCAAGGAAGUUUCAAAAGAAUUUAAAGAAAAACCCAAACGACCUCCACCUCCUGCCAUCAUGAACACAAGAAAAGAAGUGCGAAAUGGACAUUUGUCACCAACUACAGGAGCUGUUGUUGAAAGCGAUGUCAUUAUAGCAGAGUCUGGUGUUAGAGAUAUGGAUAUUGUUACUGAUCGAAAUUUGGCUGACAAAAUAUCAGCCGGUAUAAGUGUUGGCUCACAGUGGAUCUCCUGGGGACUAGUAAAAGGUGCGGAAUAUACAGGAAUCCUUGUUGAAAAGGGUGCAGCAACACUUAGAGAGAAAAUCAAACGGAACGAGGUAGCAACUGCUGUUGAUGAAGAUAUUUCUAAUAAUAUCCGUCAGUUGCAUCAAGCUACUGGUUCUGUUGUGCAAGUCAGUGCUUUUCUAGUCUCAGCGUUGGGGACGUUGACAGUGAAUCUUGGAAAAAAGCUUGCACCACAUGUGAUGUAUCAUGGACAACAGUUACUUCCUGAUAAAUACAAGGUUGAAAAUAACGAAAGUAGUCAGAAGAAGUUAGACGAAGCUAAAAAAGUGGCUGCUGCUGGUUUGCAAGGUUUUGGUCUAAUUUAUCUUGCAUUGGAACAAGCUGGCAUGAAUUUGUACAAAAGUAUAUCAUUAGCAACAGUGGAAACAGUGCAACAUAAAUAUGGAGAAGAAGUUGGUGACGUCACUCAAAAUGUGAUGGGCGCUGCAGGGAACACUCUGAAAACAUAUUGGAAUGUAAAAGAAUUGGGUGUUAAAGCGAUAGCUAAACGUGCUGCAAAGGAUACUGGGAAGGCUAUGGUUUUGGACAAGCAAGAUGAAACGAAAGCAAUACUUCAGUAAAUCUGUACGUUCUUUACACGAGAAUUCGAAACUGUAGUCGAUAAAAUAGUGGAAAAUAUUGUGCAGUAAUUGGAUUUUACCCAAACUUCAACAUGAAAAAGACGCAUCAAACGAAAUUGUCAUCGGUAGUGAACAAAAAAUACACCACUGAGAUGUACUUGAAAAAUCAUUUCACUGUUUUACCUUUCAUAGAAUUUUAUUUAUAACUGGAUUUUUUUAGAGUAAGGCAGUGUUUUGUAGGAACUGCACAGAAAUAAGUUGUCUAACAUUCAUGUUGUUGUGCAAGUCAGUUACCAGUAUAUUUCUUCUACUUUUUUUAUGAACAACUGUUUUUUGCACUUCACCUCAAUCAUUGUUUAGCUACUUCGAAAAAAAGGCCCAUAAAAUUGUUCAUUGCUUACCUGGAUAAGUUUAUCAGACAAAUUGUUUAUUUCAUUUAUACUAUUAUUUCUCACUUAUUCGCCCCAAACAAAUUAUUAAACAGUUGUUUAAAUUUGGAGUUGUUUAUAAAAAAAAUGUAUAUCAAUAUGACCGGGUUGGUUGUGUCAAAUUUCUCUUAAAGCAGGUCAUAGAAAACAUAAAAAUAUAAAAAUAUUAGGAAAUGCAACCAACCUACAUUUAGCCCGUCAUUUCUACUUCAUACGAUGAAAUAGAAUGUGGAUAAAUUUAUCAGUAUUAUCGUUGUUGUGCUUACCAAACAUUUUCCAUUUAGAUUUUCAAGUAUAUAUUUUUGUAAAUAUUUUGUAUUAUACUCUAUAAUCUUUGUAUAUUUCUUACAAAUAACAAUCUUUUGAAUUACUGUAGAGCAAAUGAAAUGACAUAAAUAGAACAAAAAAACCUGUUGGUUCAUAAGUCAAUGCUAUUGUAAAUAUCUAAUUCAUGGUUUUUGAACAGGACUAUAAAAUAUACUUCAUGAAAUUUUAUACGCCAUAAUAAAUA